This is a messenger RNA of Candida tropicalis MYA-3404, 957 nucleotides long. RefSeq lists its product as uncharacterized. NCBI's taxonomy places the organism in Eukaryota, Fungi, Ascomycota, Pichiomycetes, Serinales, Debaryomycetaceae. The record is from RefSeq and is a predicted model, not a curated record. The transcript has a single exon. Bases 1 to 957 code for a protein of 318 amino acids. Gene Ontology annotation, cellular component: mitochondrion.
AUGUUUAAACUCACAUUUAGACAACCACUCCGAUUCUUCUCAACCAGUCGUGUCAGAUGUGCUGACACCACAUAUCUUGGUGAUGCAUUAGCUACUGAUGGGUCAAUAGAAACUGUUGAAUUAGAUUAUGAUAAAUAUUCACCAGACCAACAACCAACUCUGUUCAAAUCACCUUUGGUUUUCAUUCAUGGAUUAUUUGGAUCACGUAAGAACACUAGAACUGUUGCUAAACAAUUAAGUACUCGAUUGAAUCGUGAUGUAUACUGUCUUGAUUUAAGAAACUUUGGAAGUUCUCCCCAUCAUCCUCGUUUAGAUUAUCCUAGUUUUGCAGCAGAUGUUGAAAAUUGGAUUGAAGAACAAAAAUUCCCAGAAUUUGCUAAGCCUAUUAUGGUUGGACAUUCAAUGGGAUCAAAAGCUGUUAUGGCUUUAGCUUUGAGAAGACCAGAUUUACCUAAAUUUGUAUGUGCCGUAGAUACUGCACCUAUUGCUUUUGGUAAUUCGGAUUCCCAAUUUGGAAAAUAUGUUAAUCAAUUACGUUUAGCUGUUGAAAAAUACAAAUAUACAAAUAUGAAAGAUGUUGAUGCUAAGUUGGCUGAGGUUGAACCUAGUGAAGUAGUUAGACAAUUUUUGAUGACUAACUUAAACCGUGGGAAAAGACAUGAACAUAUUACUUCUAAGAUUCCUUUGGAUAUUGUUGGUAAUGCCAUUAAUAAAGGAAUUAUUUGGAGUUGGCCAUAUGAUCUGAACAUCUCAAGAUGGACAGGUCCUACUUUGUUUAUCAGAGGAACUCAUUCUAAAUAUGUUCCGGAUGAAGCCAUUCCUGAAAUUGCCAAAUUCUUUCCUGAUUUUGAAAUUAGAGAUAUUGAAAGUGGACAUUGGGUUAUUAGUGAAAAGCCAAACGAGUUCAUGGAUGUCUUGUCAGAAUUUGUAGAAAGAAGAGAAGACGAGGAUAUUUAA